AAGAGUUAAAAAAUUGUUAGACACUUCAACAUAAACAAUUUGAAUGUACGUAUGAAAUUCGUUUUUUAAGUUAUGAGUAUAUCCCUUUGAAGCUGAAGAAUAAAAAUAUCGCACUACUGUUAACCCAUUUACGCAAAAAACAACUUUGGACGAAGCUUGGUAUUCCAGCCAUGUGUGGUCAAGAAUAAGUGAAGAAUUGAAGAAUAAAUUCAGUGAAAAAAAAGUUAAUGACCAUUAGGUUAUUAACUUGAAGUGUAGUGUGUCAAGAUGGAUCUGCCAGACUGUCCCCCGGGGGCAGAGGGUUAUGAAGAUACUGUUGUUUCAAGACCAAUGAAACCAGUUGUAGAAGAUAAACUUAAGGAAACAAAGGCUGAGACGGAGUUUCUGGAGCAUCUGGGCUGUUUGAAGUUACGGGUUGAAGAUGGAUCUAUGCGGCCCAUGGUGGAACGGCGGGCUCGCGAUGUGGGGGGGCAGUGGUCAUAUUAUUGCUUCCCUUGCGCGGCGGCGUGCAGCGGGGAGACAGUGCUGCAGUCGCACAUGGCAGGGAAGAAGCACAAGAGCAGAUUAGCAACGACUAAUAUUUGGCCGAAGUCCAUAUUUACCGAACAACCACGUGUAGCGCCUGAGAAACGUCCGCAGUCCACUCAACCACCGACAACAACAACCAAAGGUAUAGAAAAGGUUACCUCGAACAAUGCUGCGGACAGAAAUAAUACAGAAUUUGAUAAUGAGGUGCUUGAAAAAUACAGAAAUAUUCGUUGCCUCAUUCAGGAUUCUUUGGAUGAAGUAACGGCACCACUGCUUGGCUUGGAGUACCUGAUCGAGCACCCUCCUGAGGAGGAGCACCAUGAGCCCUCAUACCUGUGUGGGCUGUGCUGCAAGCAGGGCCACCCGCGCACCAUUAUCAAUCAUCUCACCUGCUUUUGGCAUCGAUUAAACUACGUGACCCGGCACUUCCCGAAGGCAGGGAAGCUGAUUUCAGAGCAGCGCGGCAAUAAGAUUAAGAAGCCGGGACUGGGAUUUGUGGUACAUCGACUGGCUCAGUGUAUCGAGAACAAAUAUGGCCGUCUCGAACCCCUUCACAUCAUGAAGCACGAGUUUGAGGCGAACAAGGAGAAAAUUGUUCAAACCAUCGGCAAGGGUAAACAUUUUUCUGAAAAGGAAGGGUGUACAUUUGAGGAAGUGAUAGAUAUAGAUCUUAUUAAUUCACUGAAUAGUCCAGAUGAGGGCAGAGAUCCGUCGCCGCCGGUCGUAGCAGCGCCCACCAAGCCAUUCAAGUUGGCGAAGCGUUCGGAGCGCCAGCGACAAAUAUCCAUAGAUUCUUUGUCGGAUAUUAGCGAUUCACUGGACACUAAGAAAAUUGUUGACACCGAUAAAAGAGUUGUGAAACGGGGGCGAAGUCCGACCCGCCACGAGCCUUAUCCGGACAGGCGCCGUGAAGCGACGCACAACCGACCCUUUGAGAAUCCGAAACCAGCUGCUCCAGCUCAUAGAAGCUCACCAGAAAAGAAUAUCACGCGAACGUCGCGUGUCGCCGCCCCGUCGUCGCUCACCGCUCAAGCACCUGCGGACCCGCUCACGGAGCCCUGUCAGAGCUCGCAGCCCCCACUCGUCCCAGGCCCGCGUCAGUCCGCUGUCGGUCCGCGGCCAUCAGGUGCGCGGGCCCAGUGCAGGCGCCCGCAACCCGUCGCCCGUGCACGCACGUGCGCCCGCGUCCGAUCCCUCCAUGCAGACUGUACUCAUAUCUGACGACGAUCUAAAACCCGACAGCCCCUGGAGCUCUGAUGAUUCGCUGGGCUCACUGCCGGAGGUGAGGUCGCCCGUAUCGCGCACCCGCUCUCGCACCAGCAGCACUGUCACCUCGCGGUACCUCGACCCCAAGGACUUCGGCACGGCCGAC
This is a messenger RNA of Leptidea sinapis, 1900 nucleotides long. RefSeq lists its product as uncharacterized. Lineage: Eukaryota; Metazoa; Arthropoda; Insecta; Lepidoptera; Pieridae. The transcript is spliced from 14 exons. The coding region runs from base 268 to 1749 and encodes 493 amino acids. The record is from RefSeq and is a predicted model, not a curated record.